Xiphias gladius (swordfish) is the source of this 2526-nucleotide messenger RNA. Its product is annotated as sodium/hydrogen exchanger 2-like. Gene Ontology annotation, biological process: regulation of pH; sodium ion transport; proton transmembrane transport. The transcript is spliced from 13 exons. Gene Ontology annotation, cellular component: membrane. NCBI's taxonomy places the organism in Eukaryota, Metazoa, Chordata, Actinopteri, Istiophoriformes, Xiphiidae. Bases 1 to 2526 code for a protein of 841 amino acids. Gene Ontology annotation, molecular function: sodium:proton antiporter activity. The record is from RefSeq and is a predicted model, not a curated record.
AUGGGGACCUCUAUUUUAUUUCAAAUCAGGACUCAAAGAGGAGUUUUUUGCAUGCUUCUGCUCCUCUUGCUCUGCUGCUUUGGUGGGAAAUGUGAGCCUCAGGAAUCAAAACCUUCAACGCUGACCAACUUUCCAACUGUCAAACCUCUCCACAAUCAAAUCAAUGAACCUCAGGCCUUCCCCGAAGAGGAGAGGGCCAGCCUUCCUGUGUUUUCUAUGGACUACCCUCGGAUUCAGGUCCCCUUUGAGUUUACUCUAUGGGUACUGCUGGCCUCCUUUGCCAAAAUUGGUUUCCACAUUUAUCACAAAAUCACCAUCUGGAUCCCGGAGUCCUGCCUCCUGAUUGCCAUCGGCCUCAUCGUCGGCGCCAUCAUGCACUCAGUCAAAGAGGAGCCCCCCGCUGUGCUCAGCUCCAAUGUCUUCUUCCUCUACAUGCUCCCACCCAUCGUCCUCGAGAGCGGCUACUUCAUGCCCACAAGGCCAUUCUUCGAAAACGUUGGCACGGUGCUGUGGUACGCCGUGGUGGGAACUCUGUGGAACAGCAUCGGCAUUGGGCUUUCUCUGUUCGCCAUCUGCCAGUUUGAGGUGUUUGGAGUUCAAGAUAUCAACCUGCAGGAGAACUUGCUGUUUGCCUCCAUCAUCUCGGCCGUGGACCCAGUGGCUGCUCUGAAUGUGUUUGACGACAUCGGAGUCAAUGAGCAGAUAUAUAUAGUCAUAUUUGGAGAGGGACUGUUCAACGAUGCUGUCACUGUGGUACUUUACAGCAUGUUUGCCUUUUUGGCAGACCUGCCCAUUGUUAAUUCCAGCGAUGUGUUUCUGGGAGUGGCCAGGUUCUUCGUGGUGGGCGUCGGUGGCGUCCUCUUUGGCCUUCUGUUUGGAUUCGUGGCUGCGUUCACCACACGUUUCACCCACAACGUCCGUCAGAUCGAGCCCCUCUUCGUCUUCAUGUACAGCUACCUGGCGUACCUGGUGGCUGAGCUGUUUGCCAUCUCCAGCGUCUUGGCCAUUAUAACAUGUGCGUUAACCAUGAAGUACUACGUAGAAGAGAAUGUAUCUCAGAGAUCCUGCACAACCAUUCGCCAUGUUGUGAAGAUGAUGGCCACCAUCUCCGAAACCCUCAUCUUCUUCUUCCUGGGUGUUGUCACAAUAACAACCGAACAUGAGUGGAAUUGGGCCUACAUCCUGUUUACGCUGCUCUUUGCCUUCAUCUGGAGAGGACUUGGCAUCCUGGUGUUGACCCAGAUCAUCAACCCGUUCCGUACCAUCCAGUUCACUUUCAAGGACCAGUUUGGACUCGCCUACGGAGGCCUGCGAGGGGCAAUCUGCUUCGCCCUGGUCUUCACCUUGCCCGAAAACAUCAACAGAAGGAACCUGUUUGUCACGGCUUCAAUCGCCAUCAUUAUAUUCACUGUUUUCAUACAGGGCAUCAGCAUCCGUCCCAUACUAGAGUAUUUAAACAUCAGGAGGACCAACAAAAACCUGAACACCAUCAACGUAGAGAUUCACACCAGGGUGAUGGAGCAUGUUGUUUGUGGUAUUGAGGACCUGUGUGGACAGUGGAGUCACUAUUACUGGAAAGACAAGUUUAAGAAGUUCAACGAUCGUGUUUUGAGGCGUAUCCUGCUUCGAGACAACAGGGCUGAGUCCAGUAUUGUGUCUCUGUAUAAGAAACUGGAGCUGCAGAAUGCCAUUGAUCUACUGGAAUCCCCUGUGGGAGACCUCAGUGCAGCGCCAUCUAUUGUUUCUCUGCAUGAUGAGAAGAAGGAGGCAUCUCGACCGAAGAAGAAGUUCCUUGCUGCUGACGUGAUGAAAAUGCACGACAUCCUGUCAAAGAACAUGUACAAGAUCCGACAGAAGACGAUGGCAUACACCAACAAAUAUAAUCUACCCGACGACAGCCGAACCAGGGAGAUUCUGAUUCGCCGCCACGCGAGCAUCAGGCGCAGCCUGCGUGUUGCGAGUUUCCGUGAGAUGCCAGCACAAGACAUCCCCAGGUCUCAGAGGUACUACUCCCUCCAGCCUGGUGGAGAGCUGGAGUCUGCCUUUUCCCUCAGAAGACGAAGUCACGGUGGUUGUGAGGUGGACCAUCUCUCAGCUCGUCUUCAGUCCUCUGGGGUGUCGCCCCGCUCCUCGUCCCGCUCUCUCGUCCCCAUGAGGAGGCUGAACACCAUUAAGGAGUCCGGAAGUGCAGGGCAGCAGCCAGCCGCUUCCGCCCAUCCAAGCUCUCCAUCUGCUGGAGUACACAUUUCGGACGAGAGGGGUCCUGCAAGUCCUGCGGGUUCCAGCUUCAGAGCCAGGAGAGCACCAGUUCCCGCACCCAGGAGACGUAGUUCAGAACGGGCGGAGGGAGAUGAAGACCCCGCUGACCCUGCACUUCCAGGAGGAGGGGCGGAACCAGUGCGUCCUGCCCAGCUACCACCACCUCGUGGCUGGGUGCCCGAGAACCGGGAUCCCAGAGAAAACGGGACAGGAAAUCCCUUACUUAGACACUCGUCACAGGCGUCUCGAGGCUCAGGGAGAUCGUGA